Molecule: messenger RNA, 1107 nt
Organism: Komagataella phaffii GS115
Lineage: Eukaryota; Fungi; Ascomycota; Pichiomycetes; Pichiales; Pichiaceae
Product: Protein involved in rRNA processing
Exons: 1
Coding region: 1-1107 (368 amino acids)
Biological process (GO): exonucleolytic trimming to generate mature 3'-end of 5.8S rRNA from tricistronic rRNA transcript (SSU-rRNA, 5.8S rRNA, LSU-rRNA); nuclear mRNA surveillance; nuclear polyadenylation-dependent rRNA catabolic process
Cellular component (GO): cytoplasmic exosome (RNase complex); nuclear exosome (RNase complex)
Source: RefSeq, a predicted model, not a curated record
AUGGAGGAAGAACAACCAGAAUUCAUCCAGUUUACCCCCAAUGUUUUUUCCAGAAUUGCGCCUGAUAUCUACCUGGAAAGAAAUUUGAAAGAGGGGAUCAGGCCGAAUCUGAGAAAGUACGAAGAGUUCAGAAGCGUUCAAGUUAAUAAUAAAGGGUUUGGAAGAUAUGACGAGUCAAAUCCUACCAAGUCAUCCGUUCUCGGUUCUUCGGUGGUCAAGGUCGGUAAGACCACAGUAAUAUGCGCCAUAACAGGAGGAAUAGUAUCUGAUGACGAUAUUUUGGAUCAGGCCACUACGUCUUCUAAUCCGUUUGCUACUGUAUAUCCAUUGGUGGAGAUUGCAAGAGGUAGAUCGGGUGCAUGCACCGAUGAAGAGAUGAUUAUAGCUCAAAAGUUAUAUGAAACACUCAAAAGCUCAGGCAUUAUUCGCAAAUCAGCGCUAAAGAUCAGGUAUGGAUAUAAACAUCGAACGAGUGAUGAUAAAGUUGAAGUCAUAUUUCCACGCAACGGUCCACAAACAGAUGGUACUAAUGACGAUAAUGAUCAGGUGAUGGCAGAUGGAAACACAGCAGAAACAAUACCCUUCGAAGAUAAACAAUACUCAUUCGUUCUAUACGCUAAUUUGCAAGUGUUCUCGCGUACUGGACCUCCCUUUGACAUAUGUUGGACAGCGUUAAUAAAGGCUCUGAAAAAUACCAAGCUACCAUAUACAUUCCUAGACGAAGACACCACAAGUUCCAGAACAGUUAAGUCUCGGUCAGGGGCUAACGCUACAAUUGAAAGAUCUCAGUUGAUUUGCGAUCCGGUUUUGAAUUAUCCGAUUAAGCUCGAAGAGAAAAAAAUAGGUUAUUCUUCAACUUUCGGACUGGUCACGAUUCCAGAUGGAGAGAAGUCCCAAGAAAUUCUACUGGCUGAUAUAGAAGGCGAAUCAGAAGAGAGCGCAUCUACAUCCCUCGUGCAUGUGGUGGUAGCGGGAGAUAAGUUAACUUCACUUACCAUCCACGGGGGUUCAAAGGCUGGAGGAAAUGGAUCUCGCAUAACCAAAGACUUUAUCAAAAAAUCGAUAGAUUUAGCACAUCAGCGUUCAUUACACCUAUCUAGUAUAUAA